AUGAAGCGCGCGAGCCUCUGUGGUGCUCCCGUCUUCCUUCUUCUUCGUGCUCCAGCUGCGAUCUCCAGCGUUCGUCGGAGGUUCUGUUCGAUCCCUAACCCUAUUCUCCACGACCCGAACCGGCUCUUGAGUUACGUGAGGAAAAAUUGCAGAGCCGGUGGUGGUGGGUUUACGAGUAUCGGCGAUGCCUUGUGUUGCUUCGGUAAAAUGAUACAGACGAACCCUUUGCCUUCCGCCAGGGAUUUUAAUCUACUGCUGGGUGCUUUAGUGAGGUUGAAGCACUACUCGACUGCGAUCCGGUUGAUUGAGCGGCUGCCUUCUUUGGGGAUCGAGGGUGAUGUUGCCUCGCUCAAUAUUUGGAUGAAUUGCUUCUGCCGGUUAAAGCGGGUUGAUUUGGGUUUGUCUAUCCUGGGCAGAAUCUUCAAGCUUGGGUUUCCCAUCAAUGUCGUGACAUUGAGCACCCUAAUUGAUGGUCUCUUUAUUCAGGGCAAAACUGAUCAAGCACUGAGGUUCCUCGAUGAUAUGCAACGAAACGGCCUCGAACCUAAUGAGACCACGUAUGCGAUAGUCGCAAAGGGGUUAUGCAGGGCGGGUAACACCAGACUGGUUAUUGAAUUGCUAAGGGACUGGGAAGAGAGAAGCUGCAGGCUUGGUUCCUUCACAUACAACAUCGUGAUUCAUAGUCUUUGCAAGGAGGGAUUGAUUGCAGAAGCGUUGAGACUCCAUGAAAGUAUGAGUGGGAAAGUGAUCAAACCAGAUGUUGUUACUUACAACUCCUUGAUUCAUGGUCUGUGCAAUGUAGGCCAGCUAAAAGAUGCUCUCACAUUGUUGAAAGAGAUGACAAGCAGAGCAAUCCAACCCGAUUUACCCACUUAUAACUCCUUGGUUCAUUGCUUAUGCAACCUAGGCCAAUGGAAAGAUGCUACGGUCUUGUUGGAGAAGAUGACGAAGGCAGGAAUUGAACCGGACGUCGUUACUUAUACCUUGGUCAUUCAAGGAGUGUGCAAUUCUGGCCAAUUGACAGAGGCUCGAAGACUGCUGAGGCAUAUGGUGCAAAGCAGAGUAAUGCCGAAUGUUCGAAUCUUCACUGUCCUGGUGGAUGCAUAUUGUAGAGAGGGAAUGCUUGUAGAGGCUGAGGCCAUAGUCGACCAGAUGAUACAAUUAGGUCAAAUGCCUUCUAGUUUCGUUUAUAAUACAUUGAUGAAUGGUUAUUGUUUGCAAAAUAGAAUGGACAAUGCUAUGGAAGUGCUUAAUUUGAUGGUUAAAAGAGGCUGCUCACCUAAUGUUGUUUGUUAUAACACGUUGAUCAACGGAUACUGCAAAGGGAAAAGAGUUGACAAAUCAAAGAUGCUUUUCCAAGAAAUGCUUCAAAGGGGCCUGAAUCCUAACGACAUCACAUACAGCACUCUAGUAUAUGGAUUUUGCCAGGUUGGGAACCUUGGAGCUGCGGAGGAGCUAAUUAAGGAGAUGCAGUCUUGCGAUCUAUCUCCAAAUCAUUAUACCUUGAAUGCUUUCCUGGAUGGCUUGUGUAAAGUGCAGCAGAUUGACAAGCUCAACGAUGCUCAGGGGCUGUUUAAUUGUUUGAAUGCUCGUGGCUUGCAACCUAAUGUGUGGACGUACAAUGUCAUUAUUCAUGGAUUGUGCAAAGGAGGAUGCAUGGAGGAAGCAUAUCAGCUGUUAAGGGAGAUGGAAGGAAAUGGAUGCCUUCCAAAUGACGUCACUUAUAACACAAUCAUCCAAGUACUAUUAAGAAAUAAUGAAAAUACCAGAGCAGCAGAACUUGUCAAUGAAAUGGUUGAAAGGGGUUUUUCUGCAGAUGUAGUGACUACGGAGUUGUGGGUUAAAUAUGUCGUGACAAAUGAAACUUCUUCCUUUUCGAAGGCCAUGCUGGUCAUGCAUGGAGCAAUGAAUCUCUCUCUCUUCCCUCCACCGUCCACCGUCAAGCUCUCUCCUUCCCGCCAAAACCUUCCCCCUCGCCCUCGACGGCCGCCGCCUCGUCGCCCGCCUCGACGGCGGCGACCUCCGCGGAGCAAUCACGCGCCUCGAGCUCGCGUCCCCGACGGGUCCCACCCCGACGUCCUCACCUUCUCUCUCCUCCUCAAGUCAUGCAUCCGCUCCCGCGCGUUCGCGCUGGGGAGGCGCGUCCACCGCGCGCUCGCCCGGUCCGGGCUCGAGCCCGACUCGGUGAUCCUCAACUCGCUCAUCAGUCUCUUGAAAUCCAACGACUGGGCUGAGGCGGAGAGGGUUUUUGGGGACAUGGGCGAUAAGAGGGACUUGGUUUCUUGGAGUUCCAUGAUCUCCUGCUAUGCCAAUAAUCACAUGGAGUUUGAAGCGGUGGAUACGUUCGUUCAUAUGCUCGAGGAUGGGUUUUUCCCUAAUGAUUAUUGUUUCGCGGCGGUUGCUCGGGCUUGCUCGGUCCCGGAGAGUGCAUCUAUUGGCGAAACGGUUUUCGGGUUUAUUAUCAAAAGCGGCUAUCUUGAUUCUGAUGUGUGUGUUGGGUGUGCAUUGAUUGACAUGUUUGCAAAGGGUAGUGCUGAUUUGGUUUCAGCUCGUAAGGUGUUUGAGAAAAUGCCCGAGAGGAAUGUGGUUGCUUGGACUUUGAUGAUGACGAGAUGUACUCAGUUGGGUAGUCCAAAGAAAGUUGUUGAUUUGUUUUUGGAUAUGCUGGUGAGUGGGCCUGUGCCAGAUAGAUUUACACUCACGGCUGUUUUGUCUGCAUGUUCAGAGUUGGAGUUACUAUCGCUCGGGGUACAAUUGCAUUCCUGGGUUAUACGGUCUGGAUUGGCUUCGGAUGUCUGUGUUGGAUGCAGUUUGGUGGACAUGUAUGUCAAGUCUGUAGAUGGUGGAUCGCUUCAUGAUUCGAGAAAGGUGUUUGAUCGGAUGCAAGAUCACAAUGUGAUGUCUUGGACAGCGAUAAUCACAGGAUAUGCACGGGCUGAAGAGAAUGAGGAGGCUAUCAAGCUCUUUUGGGAAAUGACAAAAGGUCCCGUGAGGCCAAACCAUUUCACAUUUGCUGGUGUUCUCAAGGCAUGUGGAAAUAUUUGUGAUGUAGAUAUGGGGAUACAAAUAUACGCACUAGCUAUAAAAUUGGGCUUUGCCUGCGAUACUUGCGUGGGUAAUUCUCUUGUCAGCAUGUAUUCCCGGUCGGGCCACAUGGAAGAUGCUCAGAGAGCUUUUGAUGCGCUAUUUGAAAAGAAUCUGGUUUCUUAUAAUAUUGUAGAUGCCUAUGGCAAAAGUUUGGAGUCCGAUGAAGCCUUUGAACUACUACAUGAGAUUGAGGAGAGAGGGAUCGGAACAAGUGCUUUUACAUUUGCCAGCCUUUUGAGUGGAGUUGCCAGUGUUGGCGCUAUUGGUAAGGGGGAGCAAAUCCAUGCGAGGAUGGUAAAAUCAGGGCUUGAUUCAAAUCAGUGCAUUUCUAAUGCUUUGAUCUCUAUGUAUUCCAGGUGUGGAAACAUAGAAGCUGCUUUUCGAGUUUUCAGUGAGACAAGAGAGAAAAAUGUCAUAACUUGGACUUCAAUGAUUACUGGUUUUGCAAAGCAUGGAUUUGGGACGAGAGCUCUAGACACAUUCCAUCAAAUGCUUGAUGCUGGUGUGAGGCCAAAUGAGAUCACCUAUGUUGCUGUUUUAUCCUCUUGUAGUCAUGUGGGUUUGAUAUCUGAUGGAUGGAAACACUUUAGGUCAAUGUACCCAGAACAUGGAAUCGUGCCUAGAACCGAACACUAUGCAUGUAUGGUGGACUUAUUGGGAAGAUCAGGAUCCCUUGUCGAAGCCCUUCAGUUUAUAAAUUCAAUGCCUUUCUGGGCUGAUACACUUGUCUGGCGUACAUUUCUCGGAGCUUGCCGAGUUCAUGGCAAUGUUGAACUUGCAAAACAAGCUGCAGCAAUGAUUUUUGAGCAAGAACCAGAUGACCCUGCGACUUAUAUUUUGCUAUCAAAUAUUUAUGCCUUGGCUGGUCUAUGGGAAGAUGCUGCAGCAAUCAGAAAGAAGAUGACUGAAAAUCUUACAAAAGAAGCUGGUUGUAGCUGGAUUGAAGUGAAAAAUACAGUUCACAAGUUCUAUGUGGGUGAUGCUUCACAUCUGAAGGCACGGGAGAUCUAUGAGGAACUGGACCGAUUGGCUAGUCGAAUAAAGAAACUGGGUUAUGUUCCGAAUACUCAAUUUGUUCUUCAUGAUGUGGAGGAGGGACAAAAGGAACAAUAUUUGCUCCAACACAGUGAGAAAAUUGCUGUUGUUUUUGGCCUUAUAAGCACCUCUAGUCCGAAAUCUAUUAGGGUAUUUAAGAAUCUUCGCAUUUGUGGAGAUUGUCAUUCUGCGAUCAAAUAUAUCUCCAUGGCAACUGGAAGACCUAUAGUCGUAAGGGAUGCAAACAGGUUCCACCAUUUUAUGGAUGGAACAUGCUCAUGCAAUGACUAUUGGUGAAGAUGCUUGCUUGACCCAUUGACCGAGUAUGCUGGGCUGAUAUUGCUUCGAAAGAUGAAAGACUCCAAAUUCACGCUAGAUAUUGUGUCAUACACUAUUCUAAUAUAAGGCAUGUGUAACUCCGGGAAGCUUGACGAUGCUAUCGGGCUGUUUAAUUGUUUGCAUGCUUGAGGCCGGAACCUGACGUGUGGAUGUAUAGCUGUCAUGUGUAGAUUGUGCGAAGGAGGAUGUGCGGAGGAGGCGUAUCAGCUGCUGAAGGAGAUGGAAAGUAUUGGAUGCUUUCCAGAUGGUGUCUCUCUUAACAUCAUAAUCCAAGGACUACUAAGAAAUAAGGAAGACAUGAAAGCAGCAUAAGCUGUUGGUGAAAUGGUUGAAAGGGGUUUUUCUGCAAGUAUGGCAACGAUGGAGUUGUUGGUUAAAUAUCUGGUGACAAACGGAACUUCUUCCUUUUCUGGUUGAGCUAUCCAUUUUUUCUGAGGUCUGUCCACUCUUUCCAUAUGAAAAGUGAUGAAGAGUAAACUAGAUUGAGGGCAAGUUUUACUCCACAAAUCAUCUCAUUGAGUCCCAUGUCCCUGUCCCAUUAAAGGAGUUGUUUUAAGUCUGGGUGAUCUUCUCUUGCUUUAUUAUGAGGAUUUUAGGAGGGUUUUGUUUCUCGUGUAUUCUAAGUUAUGCAAGAAAUCUCUGUUCAUACAUGGUACAUGUACCCGUCGGUUUAUGCUUCAUAUAAACAACCAAGCGGCGUGA
Molecule: messenger RNA, 5163 nt
Organism: Eucalyptus grandis
Lineage: Eukaryota; Viridiplantae; Streptophyta; Magnoliopsida; Myrtales; Myrtaceae
Product: pentatricopeptide repeat-containing protein At3g49170, chloroplastic-like
Biological process (GO): RNA modification
Molecular function (GO): RNA binding; zinc ion binding; protein binding
Source: RefSeq, a predicted model, not a curated record